Molecule: messenger RNA, 1442 nt
Organism: Nymphaea colorata (pocket water lily)
Lineage: Eukaryota; Viridiplantae; Streptophyta; Magnoliopsida; Nymphaeales; Nymphaeaceae
Exons: 9
Coding region: 203-1111 (302 amino acids)
Molecular function (GO): S-adenosylmethionine-dependent methyltransferase activity; O-methyltransferase activity
Source: RefSeq, a predicted model, not a curated record
GCCGAUUCGCAGAAACCGCCGCCUCGCCUAAUCGCUUCCUGAACCGACGCUAGUAACAUUGAUGGAUAUAGUGCUGUGGAAUUUAUUUUAGUCCUACGAGACCCGAUCCAUUUGCAUCCCCGGAUAAGCCGGGAACUUCCCGGGAACCAUUUACUCCGGCGCUUUGCGACGUUGCUGCUUCUUUUCCCGCGCUUCUUCUUCAAUGGCCUAUUUCCGGCCACCCGUUCGCGCUGCUUCUCCCUCUUUCAUUCUUCCUGUUGUCAUUCCUCGUCUGUUCCCAUCGGAAACGGUGCUGUUCAGCAGAAUCCCUUCUCGUCGUUCGCCGCCGGCGCCGCAUCCCUUCACCUUCGUACUUGGAUGGAAAUCCGGUGGCUGUUGGGUUAGGGCAACACAAUCCGGCAAGAUCCAGACGCUUUCCGACGCGGUUGUUGUCGUCGACGAUGAGAAGUACGGGAAGAAGCAGGUCAUAAGCAUCACUCCUCAGCUCUACCGCUACAUUCUCGACAACGUUCGCGAACCUGCGAUUCUGAGGGAGCUUCGUGAAGAGACGGGGGAAUUGCGAGGUAGUCAGAUGCAGGUGUCUCCUGACCAAGCACAGCUCCUUGCUAUGCUUGUUCAAAUACUUGGGGCGCAGCGUUGUAUAGAAGUUGGUAUUUAUACUGGUUACUCCUCUUUGGCCGUCGCUCUGGUCCUGCCGGAAAGUGGUCGUUUGGUCGCAUGUGAAAGGGAUGAACGGUGCCUUAGAAUUGCAGAGAAGUACUAUGAGCGAGCUGGUGUUUCUCACAAGGUUUCUGUCAAGCAUGCACUAGCUGUGGAUUCGUUAGAAUCUAUGAUAAAGGAAGGUGAAGCCGGCAGCUACGAUUUUGCUUUUGUGGAUGCUGAAAAGAGACUUUACCACAAGUACUACGAAUUGCUACUAGAAUUGGUUAGGCCUGGUGGUGUUAUUGUAAUUGAUAAUGUUCUCUGGCACGGAAAAGUUGCAGAUCCUACGGUGAAUGAUCCAAAAACCAUUGCUAUUAGAGAUUUCAAUAAUUUCGUCUACAAUGAUAAACGCGUCACCGUUAGUGUGGUUCCUAUUGGAGAUGGAAUGUCAGUGUGUCGCAAGCUGUAAUUCAUCAAAUGAAACAAUUAUGAUGUCAUGGGCUGUACAUUGGGGGUGCCUCUGCAGACUACAUGCAGUAAUUUGUCCGCCACUUGGGGAAAGAUGAUUGAGAAUAAGAUUUGUUAUGCCUUGCCACUCCACAGUUGAAAAUAUGGAAACUGAAAGAAAUUGAAGCAUGAGACGGAAAUCGCUGAUUUGCAAGCUCUGCUGCAUCCUGACUACUGCUAAUUGACGGUUCAAAUACCAUAUGGAUCAAUGUCCUUUCCCCUGUUUUCUGUUUGUAGAUAUUAAUUGCAACAUUCAAUUAUCAGCAGAAUAAUAUUUCUCAAAAUUUUGAAUA